AUGAAGCUCUCCCUGGCCUCCCUCGGCGCCACAGUCGCUAUUACGUUCUGCCUCGGGCAGGCGAACGGCAGCCUCCGUGAUUCUCAACAGCAACUCGUACCCGACCCCCUGCCGGCUCCUACGGAAACACGCAAGUGCGCCCCAGCGAAAAAACUGGAGCUAAUGAUUUCUGAGCCGAAAGAGACCGCCGCGUUUAUUUGCCCGACGACACUUCCGGUGCUGGACCCGGAAUAUGCUGAAGCAUCCGUCCAGAAAGUGUACCUUGGCAAAGAGGUAAAGAAUCUCAGAGAAAUCCUUACGGACGCGACGUUGAUAAAAACUACCUCAACACCACAGUCCAAUGGACAGGGAACCAAGGCUGCGGCCUCCCAAAGCGCAGACGAGGGGUAUACCUUAACUGUUCCUCAGCUGCCGCAUGAGAAGACAACAAUCGCUUUCAAAUGCAAGCCCCAGAACGGGGAGAAAGAGGAGCAGUUGGAGGGGAAGGGCACACCGGCCGAAGCAUGCGAGGUUUUCAUCACAGUGGCAUCAUCAGGAACAUCUGCAGCCCUUCAAACGGUCUCCGCUGCGACCGCCAUCAUCGGCUUCCUCUCCGCGGCCACAAAUGGCGUCCUGUAG
This is a messenger RNA of Besnoitia besnoiti, 618 nucleotides long. RefSeq names its product SAG-related sequence. The transcript has 2 exons. Gene Ontology annotation, cellular component: membrane. The record is from RefSeq and is a predicted model, not a curated record. Bases 1 to 618 code for a protein of 205 amino acids. Lineage: Eukaryota; Apicomplexa; Conoidasida; Eucoccidiorida; Sarcocystidae.